AUGCCCAAGAAUAAAUCUACUGUUCCAACUCUCGACGUCACCCCAGACCAAACCAAAGAAGAAAGCUCGUAUUACGAUGAAAUGUCAACUGAUUACAACCCAAGACAAUUUCUUUCAAUAAAUGAAUUGAAAGAACAACUCAGAGUAAGUGAUUUAUACAAAAAUGCUGAAAAUGUGACAUUUACUCUUCCCGUCUCUACACUUUUUGUUGAGCACUUUUUCGAUUGCAUCUGUGAUGGUUAUAAUUUCAAUAUUUGGAUCUUUCCUGGCAUCACAUUGGGUCUACCAUUUCCGUAUAUAGUCUACGACAAACAGAAUCGUAUCAUAAAAGUGUUCAAUGUAGUUUUAGACAUCCAAAUCACAAAAUUCAUUUGGAGAACAAAAUAUAAUAUCAACAAACGUUUGCUCAUCUGGGACAGAUACGCUGGAAUAACACUUUAUACUUCUUUACAUAACUUGGAAGGCAAUUUGGUGCAAGUCAGAUUGACAGUUAAAAAUGGAGAGACGAUUAAAUUGAGUAAUAUGGGGCUUUUAAAUCCGGAGACUGAAACUCAUGGAAAACUCACGUUUUUUAUUGAAAUAGUCGAGAAGGACAAAUGCGAUUUUAAGAGUGAAAAGGUUUUAUAUGAAGAUCUUGAAAAUGAGAAAAUAAAGCAACUCAAAAAGUGUGCAAAAAGUGUAAGAGCGACAUUUCCAUUUGUGUUGUUACUAACUGGAGGGACUUUCAUGUACAUGAGCAAGUCAAUUACUGUGCAAAGAGGCGGUCCUCUAACGUUUAUUCAAGACAUACAAAUAUUCCAAAGGAAGAAAGCCGUUAUAAUAACAGAAACGCGUCGUUUCUAUCAUGUCACUUUUGCUGCUGAAGGGGCUGAAAAGUUUUAUAUGGAUGGAGGAGUUCUUGUAAGGAAAAUUUGUGUUUAUUGUGAUUUCAAAUAUGAAAAAUGUUGUUUGUACAUUGAUACGUACAAUGAUAAAGGGGUUAUAUUUACUGGUAUUUUGGAUGAAACAAGAACGUUAUAUUCUGGUUUGGGUUUACCAUUACCAAAUGAUCCAUACGGGAAAUGUGGUGAUUUGGGUGUUGAAUUUAAAUUUGUGAAUUCAGAUGUUAGACUACCUGAGUGGGAUAUGAAUAUUUGUGAUCAACUGUGUCAAAAUGAAUACAGAAAACGUCUUUACAACAAACACGAAAAUUUGCUCAGAACAUUUCGAAAAAUACAAACUGAAGCAGAACAACAAGAAAAUAAUGAAGAUAAUUAUGAUGAAAAAAAUGAAGUUAACGAAGAAAAUGUAAAGAAAAAUGAUGAUAAAGAAACUUUAAAUCAAGAAAAAUUAAAAGAAAAAAUUGAAAAUGAAAAAGAAGACGUGAUCGAUGUACAUAAUUCAGAUGAUGAAAAAUCAUCAAAAAGUGAUGAAUUGAUAAAUUACACAAAUGAUGAGGAAAAGAAAAAAGAAGUCACAACAAAAAUUGAAACAACUGAGGAACUUGAGUCAAUUAAUGAAAUUGACAAAAAAGAAAUGGAAAAGGAAAAUACAAAAGUUUACAAUGAACAAAUAAUAGAAAGUGAUGAUCAAAAACAAAACGAAAUUGUAACAGAAAUUGAAACAUUUCAAAAUAUCGAGUCACCCAAUCAUGUUGAAAAUAUAAAAGAAAAAGAAGUUGUUGUACAGAGUGAUGAAUAUCAAAAACAAACAUUUGAAAAGGAAGAACCAAAAGAAGAAACAACUGAAGAACCGCUUUAUGAUAAAAAUGAAAAUAUGAAGUCUACCAAAUUUAGAAGGAAUGAAAACAAAUCGAAGAAAAAAUCAAAAAAAGAAAAGAACAAAAACAACAAGCAAAAAAAGCAAAACAACUUACAAAAACUUACAAAAACCACAACAAGUGUAGCCGAGGAAAUUUCUUCGAUGCCAUGCAAUUCAUUGGAAGAACAGAAACAAAUCGAACGACCAAUUUCGAACAAUAAACGAAAUUGGAUCGUUAUAGUUGGGUGUUUAAUUUUUGUUUUAAUGACGAUAAUUGCAGUAGUAGAUUCUAGUGAUGAUGAAAAGAUUCGAGUCGCUACUUAUUAUUUUAAAUCGAAAAUGAACAAUUUCGUUUCACUCGAACUCAAGAAAAUGGUAUGUAAAAGCUUUGAUUUAAAGAAUAAUAGCUUUGAACAUGAUAGAUUUUGGAUUUAUAUUUUAUCAUUUUAUUAUCAUUUAAGCAUAAAUAUUUUGUAUUACCCAAUUGCGUAUUGGUAUUAUUAUAAAUUCUAUUUUUUAUUAGUUAUAUAUUUUGUUGUAAUAAUAAUUACAACAAAAUAUGAAACGAAAAUUAUUGUUGUGAACCACUUGUUGUACAACAAUUGGUUUGACAUUUGUUUGCUUUUUGCGUGUUUGUUGUUUGGCACAUUAAUCAUUGAUUGUGUUAUCAGUGUAUCUAUGCCUGCAUAUUUUUAA
Molecule: messenger RNA, 2436 nt
Organism: Entamoeba invadens IP1
Lineage: Eukaryota; Evosea; Mastigamoebida; Endamoebidae
Exons: 6
Coding region: 1-2436 (811 amino acids)
Source: RefSeq, a predicted model, not a curated record